AUGAGCAAGCAAACCGGAGCGGUUUCCGUCGACAAGAAUGGUAACAUUCUGCUGAGGAUAUUGGCAAAGCCCGGAGCAAAAAUGAGUGCCGUCACAGCCAAUUUUCAAAGUUUCAACCUCUGUUCUCUCGAUUUUUCGUUGUUUUGGGGUAAAACUGUCCACUCAUCAGAUUGCUCUCUUUCAGAUGUUGGUGAUGACGAAGUAGGUGUAGCGAUUGCUGCCCCUCCUCGUGAAGGCGAAGCAAAUGAAGAGCUCGUUGAUUAUAUGAGAGGCGUUUUGGGACUGAAAAAGAGUGAACUCGUUCUGGACAAGGUCAUUCUUACAUGGUGGGAAAUCUCGCUGCAAGACAUUGCUCAUUAG
This is a messenger RNA of Cooperia oncophora, 360 nucleotides long. Lineage: Eukaryota; Metazoa; Nematoda; Chromadorea; Rhabditida; Trichostrongylidae. The record is from the annotation of a GenBank genome assembly.